Messenger RNA from Topomyia yanbarensis, 3326 nucleotides. It is a transcript of the gene js, whose product is annotated as mucin-2. Bases 525 to 2849 code for a protein of 774 amino acids. Gene Ontology annotation, cellular component: extracellular region. Gene Ontology annotation, molecular function: chitin binding. The record is from RefSeq and is a predicted model, not a curated record. The transcript has 6 exons. Lineage: Eukaryota; Metazoa; Arthropoda; Insecta; Diptera; Culicidae.
GCAAUCGCACGGUCGCAGAUUUUAGUUCCAAUCAUAACCUCACCGAAAACGGUCGUGUGGCGGUUUUCGUUGCUCGUUGUUCGACUGAAAAGUUCUGACGGUAUCGCCGCGGAGUGUAUCCUCUUCCUUUUGGUGUCGUCUAUGAUUCUACCCGAUAUAUGCUAGCCGUCGAUGUCGUGCGACUAACGCAGCAGGGUGCGACUUGGUGCAUUGUGUGUCUUAACUGGUGGAGAUGUUCUCGGCAUGACGCAUCACUAAUGUGAGAACCGCAGAUUUUUUUGUCGUUUUCCUACUCUACUAGUUCGAUGAUUUCACGCAUCGGAUCGUGAGUUUGUUCUUAAAAGGCUUGUUUGACAUCGACCCUGACGGUUUUGACAGAAAGGAUUGACAUCGAGUGCGGGGGAAAUCCAACAAGAUAGCAGGCAGUGAGUGCUUGAAUCGAUUAGUACGUAGCAGGCUACAUAGUGAAGUGAAUCUGUGAAUUUGAGGGUUUAGUGCGUUGCGGGUUUUUUUUUCAGAGUGCAAUGGCCACCGCUACGUUAAGGCGACUGUGGCAGUUCCUGGGAUGUGGGCUGUUGUUGCCGAUGCUGAUAAUUCUACUGACUGCAGGGGAGGUUCGAACGCAACAAACUUCAUCACAGAAAUCCCAGAUACUAAACGAUGGAUCGUUCAAGUUUGGCACCAAGACGAGUUUUUCCUGCAGUGGAAGGGCCGCCGGGUACUACGCCGACGUGGAAACUGGGUGCCAAAUAUACCACAUGUGCGAUGGACUGGGUCGCCAGUUUAGCUAUUCCUGUCCCAAUACAACACUUUUCCAGCAGCGGAUGCUGAUUUGUGAUCACUGGUACAUGGUCAACUGUUCCAAAGCGGAAAGCAAUUACGCGGCUAACCUGUUGAUCGGACAACGAGACAAACCAUUCGUAGCGGAGGAUGAAAACGAGAUCAGAACUCCCAGACCAGACCUUCUCGAUCGUCCAUAUUCUGCGAGUUUUGCCGGGGAACCCAUUAUGUACAAUUUCAUCAAGACAAUCACCCAGGCACCACAAAACGCCAUAAUGUUUGACAAAAAGAUUGCCACAAAGGCUCCCUCCAGCAAGGGGAGACCUUCGGAGAUCUUUGAAGAAAGUGCCAGCAACCAUGGACUGCCAAUUCAUUGGAGUACUCGCUAUGCCAAAGAGGAUUCGGAGCAGGAGAAAGUGGAUCAACAACAAGCUUUGGAUGCUCCGGGUUCGACAGCAAUUCCGGUAAGCUCUGAAGAGGAGAAGCUUCAAAACAGUAAGAUUAACGGUCGGAGGGAUGUCACGGAAGACGAAUCGAAGGAUGAAAGCAGAAAUACUGCACGGUUUGCAUCUAGCGAGAAUCGUACCAGCAAAGUUGUUGAUCCCAGUGCAAGUGGAUUUAAUUCGAACAGAGUAAACGUGAAGGUUCCGUCUAUCAGAUACGAACCACCCUUCACACCAGAAGAGCAACCGAAAAAAGAAACAGAUAGUAAGGAAGCACUAGGAGCAGAUUUCAAACCAUUCGAAUCAAUUUUAAAUUUUAAUAAGAAAGGCAAUCGAAAAGAUUACGAUUUUUCAAAUUUGUUCACCAGAAAUGACAGCAUAAGGAAUACAGUACCGACAACACCAUCUACGGUGGUAACCACGAGGCCAACUUUACGUCCCACAUUUAGUACGACAAGAUUCAGUACUGUGGCACCAGUUACGUCUAGAUUUACGACAACUUCUCGUCAAACCAGUUUUGUCACUGACUCGACCACCACCACCACAACCACACAAAGACCAGUUUCGGUAGUUAUACCUAAUCUACAACCGCCGAAAACUAACCCCGCGCAGUUCCUGCCAAGAGCCGGUUCCGGUUUGCAGCCAUUGGUAAUUACUACAACUACUCCCAGUUCUCCAUCCAGUGAAGCUCCAACAUCAACAGCCAACCCCCGCAUCCUCUCCGAUCCACGAGAAUCGAAUCGUCCACGGACAACCAUCCUGUUCAACGCACCAGCAGCAACGGCUGGUUUGUUUGAGAAUCGUUUUGCUCUCCAAAGACCACCAGUAGUUCAAGCAACCGUACCAGUUCCAUCGUCCGUAAUCCUUCCGCCGUUUCCAAAUCUCGCCAACUACGACAACAUCAAAACUCAAUACGUCAAUCAAGCGAUUUUCACUCGCCAACCAAUCACCAACGAACCAUCAGCCGGCCCCAUCAAUAGCGGAAUCGACAAGCUGCGAGAAGAACCAGUGAUUCAGAUCCGCCAGGACAACAUCCCUCGACCGUUCAGCAUCCCAACCCCGUCAAACGAAAUCCUACCACCAAGGAAAGACUACGUCUACUACGACGAUGCCACCACUCAAGGACCUCCCAUCUACUAUCAGUGGAAGUGGUCGAUCCCGUCCUUCGGUCUGGACCCUCCCCUAGAUGCCCCACUGACCGACGAAGAGAAACUACUAUCCCAAUUAAACCCAGCAUCUCCAGAGUAUUCUUCCGACUCAAAUCGCGAACACAAUCAAACCGCGCGCUCUAUUUCAUCAGAAACUGGUAACCUCGGUGAAAAUCAACCCACCUCCAUCGCCCAGACCAACAAGCACAGGAUUCAACCACCAACACACAACUAUCUGGAACUUCGAAAAAGCCUCGCCAUUCCUGAUUUUACUUUCCCGCUGGAAAGCGAAUCUGGACCUCGGGGUACCUACGAACACGACGGAGCGGUAAACUCGUUCCAAAUAAGAAUCCCAUCCUACGCCCGAAGCAACGACAGCAGAACGGCGUGGUAUGGAGAAAACGCCAAGUGCCCUCACUGCCACCCGGCUUUCCUGAGGCCUGGCAGUUGCGAACCGUGUGUUAAAAUACGACGAUAGGUAGCGUCCCUUACUUUGCUUGACCUUCCCUCUAGCCUUCCACGCCCAUUACGCUACCAUUGUCCGUUAGCUAGCUAAGGUGCUGCUCCACUUAGUCUACCGUCCUUGUUUGCAGGCGCAAUCCUAUCUAGUUCCAUUUUAGUCCCUCCAGUAAAUGCAUUCGAUGGUUAGAGUUAAGAUUUAAUGCACUAAUCCCUGAACCAUGCGUAGAUCAUUCUGCAGAUCACGGUUUCGUCUUUAAUUUAUUUCCCUCUCCUUGUUAAUUCAAAUCAAUCCGUCCCGCUCAAAUAAUAGCUAAGCCAACAGAAUACAGCUAACUGAGACCGUGCAACUAUCUCCAGAAUGAUCUGUCCGUCCAGUAAAGCAUGGUACGCGUUUUAAUGAGUACAGAGAUUACGACAAAUUGUAAAUACACCCAAAACAUGUCAGUGAGUAUUUUGCUGAAAAAUAAAAAUAAAACCAAUGUAAGAAAAAAUA